This is a messenger RNA of Bacidia gigantensis, 507 nucleotides long. RefSeq lists its product as uncharacterized. NCBI's taxonomy places the organism in Eukaryota, Fungi, Ascomycota, Lecanoromycetes, Lecanorales, Ramalinaceae. The transcript has 4 exons. The record is from RefSeq and is a predicted model, not a curated record. Bases 1 to 507 code for a protein of 168 amino acids.
AUGUCGAAGCCUCAAGAUACUCCAAUUGAUUCUAAGACUGUCGUCAAGAAAGGAGACAGCCUUGAAACCGAAGCGAAGCAUCUGACAGAUGAGCCCAUGACGAUUGAAUGGUCCCAGAUGUGGUUCAAGAGAUCCGAGACUUACUAUUACAUUGUGUUCAAGAACGCCACUCAAGGGCAUGAUCCUGGGCGCCUUUGGGUCAGUCAGAAGUCUCUCCAGUACUUCAAGCAUAACCCCGAAUCCAAAGACGGGAUCCUAGCCUUCAAGGUGGACGAAGAUUUUCAAUAUGGCCAAGAGAAUUCGGAGGGCAAGAAUCGCUUCCUCGUCUAUCAUGACAAGAACAAUACGCCUUAUCAAGUCAUCCUUGGUGCCAUUCAAAAUCAUGCUUUACUGACGGCACUCGGAGACAUCGUAAGCAGUAUCGGGCCGGGAAUCCUCAAGAAAGCGAGUGGCGAAGUGGAGAAUCAACUCCUGAAGAUUUUUGGCGACCCUCUCCACAACUUCUAG